Molecule: messenger RNA, 5871 nt
Organism: Ceratotherium simum simum (southern white rhinoceros)
Lineage: Eukaryota; Metazoa; Chordata; Mammalia; Perissodactyla; Rhinocerotidae
Source: RefSeq, a predicted model, not a curated record
AUAAAUAAGAUUUGCUAGUCCUUGAAUGAAGUGCUUGGGAAGUCUUUAAAUGCCACAGUCAACCGCCAUUUCAAAGAAAAGAAAAUAGAUGGUUUUGGAAAGUUCAUGCUGUUUCUUCAUUGAAUUUUAGAAUGAUUGAAGAUAGUGGGAAAAGAGGAAAUACCAUGGCAGAAAGAAGACAGCUGUUUGCAGAGAUGAGGGCUCAAGAUCUGGAUCGGAUCCGACUCUCCACCUACAGAACAGCGUGCAAGCUUAGAUUCGUUCAGAAGAAAUGCAAUUUGCACCUGGUGGACAUUUGGAACGUCAUAGAAGCAUUGCGGGAAAAUGCUCUGAACAACCUGGACCCAAACAUAGAACUCAAUGUGGCCCGCUUGGAGGCUGUGCUCUCCACCAUAUUUUACCAGCUCAACAAACGGAUGCCAACCACUCACCAAAUCCAGGUGGAGCAGUCCAUCAGCCUCCUGCUUAACUUCCUGCUGGCAGCCUUUGAUCCGGAAGGCCAUGGUAAAAUUUCAGUAUUUGCUGUCAAAAUGGCUUUAGCCACGUUGUGUGGAGGGAAGAUCAUGGACAAAUUAAGAUAUAUUUUCUCAAUGAUUUCUGACUCCAGUGGGGUGAUGGUUUAUGGACGAUAUGAUCAAUUUCUGCGGGAAGUUCUCAAAUUACCCACAGCAGUUUUCGAAGGUCCUUCGUUUGGUUACACAGAACAGUCAGCUAGAUCCUGUUUCUCUCAACAGAAAAAAGUCACCUUAAAUGCUUUCUUGGACACGCUCAUGUCAGAUCCUCCCCCGCAGUGUCUGGUCUGGCUGCCCCUUCUGCAUCGACUGGCAAAUGUAGAAAAUGUCUUCCAUCCAGUUGAAUGUUCCUACUGCCACAGUGAGAGUAUGAUGGGAUUUCGCUACCGAUGCCAACAGUGUCACAAUUACCAGCUCUGUCAGGACUGCUUCUGGAGGGGACACGCUGGUGGUUCCCAUAGCAACCAGCACCAAAUGAAAGAGUACACAUCAUGGAAAUCACCCGCUAAGAAGCUAACUAAUGCGUUAAGCAAGUCUCUGAGCUGUGCUUCCAGCCGUGAACCUUUGCACCCCAUGUUUCCCGACCAGCCCGAGAAGCCACUCAACUUGGCCCAUAUCGUGCCACCCAGACCUGUGACCAGCAUGAAUGACACCAUGUUCUCCCACUCUGUCCCCUCCUCAGGAAGUCCUUUUAUUACCAGGAGUAUGCUUGAGAGUUCAAACCGGCUCGAUGAAGAACACAGGCUGAUCGCCAGGUACGCGGCAAGACUGGCAGCAGAGUCCACUUCGUCUCAACCGACUCAGCAGAGAAGUGCUCCUGACAUCUCCUUCACCAUUGAUGCAAAUAAGCAACAAAGGCAGCUGAUCGCAGAACUAGAAAACAAGAACAGAGAAAUCUUACAGGAGAUCCAGAGGCUGCGGCUAGAGCAUGAACAAGCUUCUCAGCCCACUCCAGAGAAGGCGCAGCAAAACCCCACUCUGCUGGCAGAACUCCGGCUCCUCAGACAGCGCAAGGAUGAGCUGGAGCAGAGAAUGUCUGCUCUCCAGGAGAGCCGGAGAGAGCUAAUGGUCCAGUUAGAAGGUCUCAUGAAGCUACUAAAGGAAGAAGAACUGAAGCAGGGAACCCAGGGGGCAGGAUCUCCUCGCUCCUCCCCCAGCCACACCAUCAGCAGGCCCAUCCCCAUGCCUGUCCGGUCCGCGUCAGCCUGUACCACCCCAACCCACACGCCUCAGGACUCCCUCACAGGGGUAGGGGGAGAUGUACAGGAGGCGUUUGCACAAAGUUCAAGAAGAAAUUUAAGGAAUGACUUACUAGUGGCAGCGGAUUCCAUCACUAACACCAUGUCCUCUCUCGUGAAAGAGCUGAAUUCCGAGGUGGGGAGUGAAACCGAGAGUAAUGUGGAUUCUGAAUUUGCACGGACUCAGUUUGAGGAUCUGGUCCCGUCACCAACCUCUGAAAAGGCUUUUCUUGCACAAAUCUAUGCCCGAAAACCCGGGUACCUUCACAGUGGAGCCACCCCGAGCAGUAUGCGCGGUGACAUGGUUGCAGAAGAUGGGGAUCCCUAUGUGCAGCCAGAGGAUGAGAACUAUGAAAAUGACUCAGUCCGGCAGCUAGAGAAUGAGCUCAGGAUGGAGGAAUAUCUGAAGCAGAAGCUGCAGGAUGAAGCCUACCAGGUCAGCUUGCAAGGUUGAAUACAAUAUCCUUUUAUCACUCUCCUCUCAAGCAAGCUCUAGUCAGACAGAUGAUGAAAGUAACAUGAAAGCUGGUGAUGGAGGCGAGUGCUGCACCCACGCACACAGAGGAGAAGACAGCAGCCUGGCAGCAACCUCACCGGAGAGGACCCACCACAUGCAGCAGCUCCUGACAGACCCUACCCCUAAAGACGUGUUCUGCCGACCGUAGUGCAGCUAACUUUUUGUUCUAAGAUUUAUAGUUCAUAGGUGUGUGUUUUGAGAAGGAAAAAAAAAAGACUUCUGUUCACAGCUAACUUAUCGGCUACAUCUUCUGUAACAUGGCUCAUCCCUCAAAAAAAAAAAAAAAAAAAAAAAAACAGGCUGAACCCCAUGCUGCUGUGACGAUGGCAGUGUUAACAAGCAUUUGAAACCUUUGCACAUGAUAUUGAACCUGUUCAGUUUACAAUUACAAUAUUAAUACUGUUUAUAGCUAGAAGUUUGAUUUCUGAAUUGUUUGAGAUUUUAGCAAAACAGUUUAUUAUACACUGUACAUUUUUUUCCACAGCAAUUGGAAAAAAACAACCACUUGCAAUUAUUCAGUAACCCUGAAGGAUUGGUUCCUGAGUGUACAGACUCAGAGCCCAGAAGCCAAGAAGGGUCCUUGGCAGGCACGGUCUGCAGUGGUCUCCAAGUCUCUGUGAGCAGUGACUUGAACCAAACACACCAGGAUAAUCCAGUCUUUGGGGCUUCUUUCCAACUUGGGGUUGUUUUCUUUCAAGAUACUCUAACCAAUCAGCCAUAGAAUUUAGUGUAAAUAUUUUUUCCAAAUAGAUAUCAUAUUCAAAAAAAGGCAACAUUCAAAUUAUAUAGAAUCUAGUUUUUAAAAUCAGCACAGAUCUUCUUAAAAACUGUGAACUCUGUUUUGAAACACUCAUUACUAAAGCUGUUUAUAAACCACAGGUGCCAUAGGAUCCCCAAACAGACUCAAGUUUUCUCUGCUCCUCCAUGGUCUUGUUCCUCUCGUUUUAGCUUUAGGGAGCACGUCUCUAACAGCACUGCUCAUCCAUCAAUUCCCCUAUCGGGUUGUUUGGAGGCCUUCAGCUUUAAAUGUACAGGCUUAAAGUGCGCUUGCAAAAGUUCACUCUCCUUUUAUUUCUGAAUGUUUAUCGCCUUAGCCGGCUUCCUGGUGUUCUGCAUGCAGCCUUCUGUGGUCGUGUGAGGAAACAGGCUCUUCUAAGUUGAGUUGGGAUUUUGCACUCAGCACAAAGCUGCUGUGCAAAAGAGCUGUCAAAGGAGGGAGAAGGAAAGACUGUUGAUGGUCCUUGGUCAGGCACCUCUCUGGGGAGCGCUAAAGAAAUGGGGUUCUGGGGAAAUGAAAAAAUAAUCUUCUACGUCUCAAGAUGUGAUGAAACAAAAAUCCGGCAACUUACUGGAUAUGUUAUACUUAAAUUGGCAGCUUCUCUGGAAUUCCUGUUUCUCCUUUAAAAGAGAGAAGAGACCAUCAUUUUAGAACAGUGAUUCUCAAAGUGUGUUCCCUGGACCAGCAGCAUCAGCAUCACUUGGGAAUUUAUUAGAAAUGGAAAUUCUUAGGUCCUAACCCUGGCCUACUGAAUCAAAAACUCUGGGAGUGGGGCCCAGCAAUCUGUGUUUUAUUAAGCCCUGCAGGCAAUUCUGAUGCACACUAAAGGCUGAGAACCACUGCUUUAGAAUAAAGUCGUAUAAUAAAAUCUCUGAAAAGACCCUCUUCAGAAUAAGCAAGAAAGGUUCUGAGUCAACCUCAAAGCUUCAGCAAUUUGAUUUUGCUUCCAGGGCUGGCAAAAACCUCCUCCCACUCCACAUAGUCAGCAGUCGGUGGGUGCCGAGCUGAGCACAAGCAUCUUGACAUCUUCCAGCUCCCUCUGCAGAGGGCUCUAAGAUGUUCACAUCUCUGCAUUUGCUCAGAAAUCAUCUCCUUGGCUGCCCUUUGGAACAAAAUCACUUGCCUUGGGGAUAGUAAAGCUUUUGGUUGGCAUUAGUAAGGAGCCCAUUCUGUCCAUUGAUGUACUUCAUCGUACAUCCCUCCAGAGAACCAGCCUGACAAAUGGCCCUGGGAACAGGCUGACACCACAGUGGCACAACUGCAUAGUUCUCAGAUUUCUUUGCACAGGUGGAUUUUAUUGCGGGUUUUGUUGGUGUAUCUUAACGUUCAUCUCCUUUCCACUGCCCAUCUUUUGUGAAACCACACCUCUCUAGAUGGAGCAGGUGGCCCCUCGUGCCUCAUACUCGGUACUUAAAACCACUACAUCUCAGCUGCCUACAUCGCUGUCAGCUCUAAAUCAUAGCCAGGUGGUUCUUGAACUCGGAACUCAGACCCCACAAGUAGCAUCCAGCCACUGGCUGGAUUGAGAUGACGUCUGCUGUUAUUUUAUGUUUCUACAUCAAAACAUUUGUCUAAAGUUUGAACUGUUUUGCCGAUAACCUUCCCCCGUCGUAGCUUUCAUUGCCAACUCCAUCACAUGGUUGUUGAUACCAUCGUACAAAGCCAUUGCAAGGACUCUGGAAACUGCUGCCAAUGACCAAUCCCUGACUAACCAGCCACCUUUUCUUUCUCUUAGCUCCACGUCAGCACUGAGACCAGACUCAAGCACCCCUGUCCUGUAACCAAGACAAAAUGGCGUGUGUUGUUUUGGGUUUUUGUGUUUUUUGGUGGGUUUCUUUCCUUGGCUCUCCAGAUUUACUUUUGGGGCCUGUUCUAAGUGCAAACCCAGCAGGUUUCACCUGUCCUGUCCUUUAGAUACAAUUAUAUCUUGCGAGGGUUGUUUCUUUCUUGUUCCACAAUGAAUUGCACAUCCAUCUCCAUCAGAGAUGAUGGCCUAUCAACGAGCACUGGUCUAACACAGCCAACCAUCCCCCACAGCACCAUGUUAAUGGAGGGAGGGAGGAGGGUGAAAUCUACUGUAUGGGAUUAGGAAUCAGUUGUGGUUGGUCAGGGCGGAAGUCGGGGUAAGUUUGGUUGGUCAGAGAGAGAUGUGCUGGAGAUCGUGAAAAAUGGAUUCUCGAAUGAUCUACUCUAAGGCAGGGAAGGUUCAUUUGUAAGUAGUAAUGUGAACUGAAUUGCAUAAGAGUGUGGCCUUUGUCGUGAUAUACUAUGUAUUUUCUUAUAUGCAUGAGCCAAAACUGUUGCAUCAUAAUUUAGCACUGAUGUCUGCUUUUAUUUUGAUCAUCUUUGUCCACCCUUAUUAGUUCUUGGCUGUUAACUGUAGAUAGACCUUGUAAAUACGGCAACCUUUGGUUGCUGCAACCACCUUGGUUCGAUUCCGUGCAAGGAGCCACAAACAAGAACUCCACUGUGUCCUCAGAAGAAAGGGCAUUUUUACUUUUGAACCAAAAAGAGAAAAAAAUCAGAAGCGUUACAUCUUGAGGCUAAUUAACUGUAAGACAUUUUUAAUUAUGACUGCUGUAAUUUGACACCAUUUGAAAUAACCAAUUCAGAGACACUAAAGAUUUCACAAUAUUCAUUGGUAUUGUAACAAAACUACUAUUGUAUGGGUUUUUUGUAUUGCUGUUAAGUAUUGUUUUGUGUGUGUGUGUGUGUUGGAACCUCCUGGGGACAUGUUAUAUUUUGAAGUGAUUAAACUAUUUAAUUGUGUGUCUAUAUUUUGGAAUGGAAUUAUUUCUUCAUUAAAAAAUGUUUUUAAAAACACUA